GCGAUGUCGGACCCCCUGGAGCAGCUGAACAACACGAACGCGGCCUGCAAGACCUUGCAAGCCCGCGUCCUCUUUCCCGCCAGCAAGGAGAUUCCGGACAAGAACAUGCACGUGUUCUCCUGCACGCUGGUGUCACAAUCCGGACUGUACACGAAGGGCGAAGCCGUUCUGUUCGGCACGCCGCAACAGCGCGGUAAGGCAGUCGCGGCGCUCACGAACAAGUACAAGAAGGACGGCGUGCACGAGUUCACCAAGAUGAAGAUGCUAGUGAAGAAGCCGCAGUUCCAGUCCUGCCCCCACGCAUUCGUCCUCAACUUGGGUCACAAGCCGCUCGUGUCCAAGCUCAUCACCGGCGCCGCUGCCAACACCCUCCCUUCAGAAGCGGAGCCGCCGAUGACCACCUUCGACUUACUCGAGUUGGAAACCAGCCAGCUCGUCGACGUCACAGCCGUCGCUACCAAUGUGUCGGGCUCCACAAGCGCGACGGAGGGCAAGUCCAACGUCAAGGUGACCCUGUCGAAUGCAUCAGGCAUAGAGAUACCGCUCAUUUUCCGAGACGACACCCGGCAUCUGGCAGGGGACAUCGACACGUUCAAGCCACUCUACGUAUACAAUGUAUACCUCGUGGUGGAGAGCUCCGGCGGCCGCCACUUGACCGCCCGGAAGGAGACGCUCGCGGUGCCGGCGUCCGGCGCCCGGCCCAUUGCCCGCGCGCUUGGAACCAGCAAUGUGCAAGCCCUUCCUGCCGAAAAAAAAGAAUGCUUAUCCAAGUGGGAAAGCAGCGGCAACUGGGAGGACGGGGCGGCAUGCAGCGCCCACACUGGCAUCCUGGAGUGCGCCACGCACUUCAAGCGCGCGUUAUCCCACACGCUCUUUGAGAUCACCGGCGCCCUGGUCUCCCUGCAAAGCGCAGACGCCGCGGACCUCCUCACCAAGGACAAGACUCGCAUCUGGGCCAAGGUGGACAUCACGGACUUUGCCAACACCGUCACUGCCGACAUGCCUGAGAGCGUCGCACUCACACUCACGGACACGAAGGACAAGGACGAAUUCCUCCAGCAGGCGACCUCUGGCAGUCUCGCGUUCACAAGAGCGCGCCUCCGCGUGCGGUUCGACACACCCGCGGGGAGCACCGUGCCUUCGCUGAGCGUCGUGGCCGCCAAGUGCCGGCACUUCGACGUGCCUGAGCCCAACCUCGUCCCCCCGAGCGACGCGCGCCUAGUGCCCGUGCAGUUGACCUGGGCGUCCCAGUCCCCCACGGGCCUCAUCAGCAUCGCGCUCCCAGGAGAAGGUGGACGACGUCUUGCCAGCGGCAUCCUCGCGCUCAUCGUCGGCGCCAAAGAGCCCAAGACGGAGCCCGCCGCCGACGGCUUCGCUAUUCGCAACUUCGUCACGGAGGCGUGCGGCGACCACAUGGACCAGCAGUGGGAAACUGUGACGUCUGCUCCCGCAAGCCGUUUGGCAUACUACGCGCUCCCGCGGAAGGAGGUAGCUCUCGUGCGCGUGACCCACAUCGACGUGGCCGCGAAGGUCCUCACCGUCGCGGACAUGUGGAAACAGCCCACUGGCAUGUCCUUCGACCCCUGGACGGCCGAGAUGCAGGCCACGAUGCAGCUCCUCAAGACGCCCCCCCACACCCUCAAGAGGAAGCUGGACGACUUCGACCCAGAUCUGCAGGGCAUGAUCGCUAAGCGCAUGCAUACUACGUUCGGUGAGCCCGCGACGCCCAUGUAGUGUCGUCCCGACCGGCUCUAAGGCGCCACUUUUCCAUCCAAGCUGCGCCCCGCUAUAUGCAAUCUCUUCGCAGUUUGCGGGCGCCGCCACUCUUGCCGACCCAAGAC
Molecule: messenger RNA, 1841 nt
Organism: Prorocentrum cordatum
Lineage: Eukaryota; Dinophyceae; Prorocentrales; Prorocentraceae
Source: the annotation of a GenBank genome assembly